Pseudovirgaria hyperparasitica is the source of this 1773-nucleotide messenger RNA. RefSeq lists its product as uncharacterized. Bases 1 to 1773 code for a protein of 590 amino acids. NCBI's taxonomy places the organism in Eukaryota, Fungi, Ascomycota, Dothideomycetes, Acrospermales, Acrospermaceae. The record is from RefSeq and is a predicted model, not a curated record. Gene Ontology annotation, biological process: protein phosphorylation. Gene Ontology annotation, molecular function: protein kinase activity; ATP binding. The transcript has 2 exons.
AUGGACUUAGCAGCAUCCGAUGUUGACUUGCUAUGCCAACCCACAGGUGCAUUUGUCGAUAUCGAGGACUACCUUCAUCGAAUCAACACCGUCACAGAAGGACCGAAAGACCAAAGUUUGCUACGUGCUUUCGAUGUUGACAGCAACUCUCCACUCCACCAGAGCCGUCAAAAUGGAGAACACAACGGCCGUUGGCGACUCGACGGCAUCGACUGCCAGGGCACCCAAAUCUAUAUUGUCCCUCUCUUCAUCCACCACCCAGCCCCCAAACGCAUCGAUUUGUUCAUCCCGCCCCAGCAUCGCUACUCACCUGGACUCCGUGAAUCCCUCGAUGCCGCAUGGGCAUUCUGCAUCCGCGACUCACGGGUCAACACUCUUGGCAUCGCUGAGUAUGUUAUUACUGCGCUUGAACACUGGACUAAUGCUAUCGGGCCGGAUGCCGUGGAGCGGUUAUGGACCGACGCUCCGUUUGGCAGUCGAUUGGUGCUUGACCGUAUCUCCGCCAGUGUCUUCGACACAACGAUAAGAUUCGUCAAAGAAUUUGACGUUGAGCGGCAGAUGCUUUCGUUUGUACAGCUACAGUCCAUGUGGAAGCUGCCCCACCAGGAUAUCCCUGACCCAAUCAGCUUGGACGAGCUACGGCUGCUCGGACAGCUGCAUGAUACCGUAUCUUUAGUCAUGCUACCAACGAGUGUAGGAGGUAAAAAGGCAAUAUUCAAGAGUUCAUUACAUGACGUCAAGUACAUGUAUCAUGAGCUGAAGUUGCUGCUGACUAUGCGGCCACAUGUGAAUGUGAUGUCAAAGCCUUGGCACCUUGUCACUGUCAAAGAUCGGUACGGUGGUGAUGACAAGACUGUUGGCUUCAUCCUUCCAUUCUAUGAGCAGGGAAACUUAGCAGAUAUAGUAAGCUACAGGAAAGGUUUAGGCACCCUCGAACUGAAAGAUCAGUUCCGAUGGGCAAUGCAGAUUGUUGUGGCACUCAGACAUGUUAAGACAGGACCGGCGAAGUUUUACUCCGAACUCAAAGCGGACAACUUGCUACUUGACAACGACGAUAAUGUGGUACUCAUAGACUUUGAGCAGAUGGGAAACUGGGCCACAUACAGUGCCCCUGAGAUCCACUACGUCGAGUACUGCAAGCGCCUCAGCAAGUCGCCACAUGUGCCAGCUGCGGAGCAGAAACGAUACAAAGCAAUACUAGAGAGCCAUGUCGGUCUCACCCAAGAUCCAGAUCCGACAUACGAUAAUCCUGUCAAUGGAUACUAUACUGCUUGGACAACUCUGACUCCUGAAGAACAAGAAGCUGCUGAAGUGUUCUCUCUUGGUAUGGCUCUUUGGUGUAUCUUUGAAGGCUGUGCCGAUACGCGGAACUCCGUACUCAAAGCAUUCAGAUAUGACUCAGAGCAAGAGUUUCCAGAGUUUUGGAGGUCUCCUAACGCAAUCAGGAAGUUGAUUUACGACUGUACACAAGGAUUCAGGAAUAGUGACCUAGGCAGAACACGAAUAAUCCGGAUCAACGACAAGGUAUAUCCGAGAGGACGCAGCGGCGUCAAUGGUGAGCCAACCGGGACCGCGCUAGAGGCGGCAGUCGCGGCUCAGCAAAUGUGGAAAGAACGAGUCGCAGCCAUGGAGACCUUCUUAGACGCGAAGGCAAGAUGGAAGAGAGGCGAGCGCAACAGGGGUGAUGAGCAAUUGCUAGGCUUCAUGAAUCGGCCAAAGCUGCAAGAAGUCCAGCACAGACUGUUUGAGAUUCAGGCUGGUAUUUCCCAGUAG